Molecule: messenger RNA, 574 nt
Organism: Phodopus roborovskii (desert hamster)
Lineage: Eukaryota; Metazoa; Chordata; Mammalia; Rodentia; Cricetidae
Gene: Lsm2
Product: LSM2 homolog, U6 small nuclear RNA and mRNA degradation associated
Exons: 5
Coding region: 225-512 (95 amino acids)
Biological process (GO): mRNA splicing, via spliceosome
Cellular component (GO): U6 snRNP; P-body; precatalytic spliceosome
Molecular function (GO): RNA binding
Source: RefSeq, a predicted model, not a curated record
CUCUCGGUUUCGCGGCCCUGUCUGCUCUUCCCUCCUCCGCUCCCACGGAGCCCGGGCUCAGCCGCGCGCUCUCGGCCGGGCGUUUCCCGUGGCUCCCCCUUGCGCCUGCGUGAUCCUGUCCUGCGCCACGCGCGGGCUCGCGCUCGGGCUCCCGCCCGGCCUCUGGCCCGCAGCCCCGGGCCCUAUCCGCCGCGGUCCAGGCCGCCGCGCGUGUCGCCGGCACCAUGCUCUUCUACUCCUUUUUCAAAUCCCUUGUGGGCAAGGAUGUGGUCGUGGAACUCAAGAAUGACCUAAGCAUCUGUGGAACCCUCCACUCUGUGGACCAGUACCUCAAUAUCAAACUCACUGACAUCAGUGUCACAGACCCUGAGAAGUACCCUCACAUGUUGUCAGUCAAGAACUGCUUCAUCAGGGGCUCAGUGGUCCGGUAUGUGCAGCUGCCAGCAGACGAGGUGGACACACAACUGCUACAGGACGCAGCAAGGAAGGAAGCCCUCCAGCAGAAACAGUGACGCCCCUCUUCCCCUCCUCCUGUUCCCAUUUGUGACCCCUGACCAGUACUUCAGGUGUUUUG